This is a messenger RNA of Capsella rubella, 1626 nucleotides long. Its product is annotated as polypyrimidine tract-binding protein homolog 2. Gene Ontology annotation, biological process: regulation of RNA splicing. The transcript has 10 exons. The coding region runs from base 128 to 1429 and encodes 433 amino acids. The record is from RefSeq and is a predicted model, not a curated record. Gene Ontology annotation, cellular component: nucleus. NCBI's taxonomy places the organism in Eukaryota, Viridiplantae, Streptophyta, Magnoliopsida, Brassicales, Brassicaceae. Gene Ontology annotation, molecular function: mRNA binding.
GCACUUUUUUGGAUUCUCCCCAAAUAUAAUUCCUCUAUCUUCUUCUUUAUCUUCUUCCUCAACCCGAAACCCUAAUUUCUCUGGAGAUUUUGCCACAAUCUCUUCUGCUUCAAGAUUCGUUUGAGCAAUGUCUUCUGUUUCAAGCCAGCCACAGUUUCGUUACACGCAACCUCCUUCGAAGGUUCUUCAUUUGAGAAAUUUGCCUUGGGAAUGCACUGAAGAGGAGUUGAUUGAGCUGGGCAAGCCUUUUGGCACAGUUGUUAAUACUAAGUGUAAUGUUGGAGCUAAUCGGAAUCAAGCUUUCAUUGAAUUUGAAGAUUUGAAUCAAGCUAUACAGAUGAUUUCUUUCUAUGCUUCUUCUUCCGAGCCUGCUCAAGUUCGAGGUAAAACUGUCUACCUCCAGUACUCCAACAGGCAAGAGAUAGUGAACAACAAAACGACAGCAGAUGUUGUGGGGAAUGUUCUUCUGGUGACAAUUGAAGGCGAGGAUGCUCGAAUGGUCAGCAUUGAUGUCUUGCAUCUGGUGUUCUCAGCAUUUGGGUUUGUCCACAAGAUUACUACUUUCGAGAAGACAGCCGGAUACCAGGCACUUGUACAAUUUCCUGAUGCGGAAACUGCAACUUCUGCGAAAAAUGCCCUCGAUGGAAGAAGCAUCCCUAGGUAUCUACUCUCUGAGCAAAUGGGACAGUGCUCUCUCAAAAUCACAUAUUCAGCUCAUACAGAUCUGACUGUCAAAUUUCAGAGUCAUCGGAGUAGGGACUAUACUAAUGUUUACCUUCCUGUUGCUCCAUCGGCCAUUGAUAGUGCUGGUCAGGUGGUCGUGGGUGUAGAUGGGAAGAAGAUAGAGCCAGAAAGUAAUGUUCUUCUCGCAUCCAUUGAAAAUAUGCAGUAUGCAGUAACCUUGGACGUUUUACACAUGGUUUUUGAGGCAUUUGGGCCUGUUCAAAAGAUUGCAAUGUUUGACAAGAAUGGUGGGCUACAGGCAUUGAUUCAAUACCGAGAUGUUCAAACGGCUGUGGUGGCGAAGGAAGCAUUGGAAGGACAUUGUAUAUAUGACGGUGGGUUUUGUAAGCUCCACAUUACUUAUUCACGCCACACCGACCUCAGCAUAAAGGUGAACAACGAUAGAAGCAGAGACUACACAAUGCCCAACCCGCCAGUUCCAAUGCAACAACAACCACCCAGUCAGAAUCCAUAUGUGGGCAAUCCACAUCAAUACCAUGCAGCAGGUGGAAGUCACCAGCAGCAGCCACCACAAGGCGGAUGGGUCCAACCAGGAGGUCAAGGUCCAAUGGGAAUGGGUGGUGGUCACAGUCACAAUCCUUACAUGGCACCACCGUCUUCUGGCUCAAUGCAUCAAGGUAUGCAUCAAGGUCCAGGUGGUCAUAUGCCUCCACAGCAUUACGGUGGUCCUGGUCCAAUGCAUUAGAGAGAGAAAGAGAGUCCCUCAAAAAGUCGAAGACAAAGAUGUUUUAAUCACUCUCUUAAUUUCUCGUAGCUCUCUUUUUAUUUUUGGUUUGGUUCGUUUGGAACACUUGUACUUGUGUCCAAAAGAGAAUUUAUAAAACGGAAACCAUUUGAGAAAUGUAUUAGAAGAGCUUAAUCUCUCUUUCGCAGUCUUAUGUC